Messenger RNA from Auxenochlorella protothecoides, 2238 nucleotides. RefSeq lists its product as uncharacterized. The transcript is spliced from 10 exons. Gene Ontology annotation, molecular function: lipid binding. The record is from RefSeq and is a predicted model, not a curated record. The coding region runs from base 1 to 2238 and encodes 745 amino acids. NCBI's taxonomy places the organism in Eukaryota, Viridiplantae, Chlorophyta, Trebouxiophyceae, Chlorellales, Chlorellaceae.
AUGUGCUUCACUCCCAGCCCCCAGCUCGAUCGGGCCGGUGCCCAGCUCCCCGGAGGCCAGCGGCGCAGACGGCAUACCAGCCCCCCACGGACCCGCGUGCUGUGCGCGCUGGGCCUGCGCAGCCUGCGGGCGCCGCCGGCCCUGCUCUCGCGCGACGCGCGGCUGGUCCUGCUGGGCGGCCUGGCCGCGACCCUGGUCUGGUUUGCGCUUUCGUUCCUGGGCACGCUGCCCUCGGUCCGUGCCGCGCUCCGGCGCUUCGUCUGGUGGCGCGGCGCGGCGCGCGCCGCGCCGCGCCUCGCCCCGGAGGCCCGUGCGGCGCUGGAGCGCGAGGCGCUGCGGUCCACCGACAGCGACGAGGUGCCGGCGGCGGGCGCCGCGCCGCUCCCCGACGGCGAGGACGUGGAGUGGUUCAACAUGUGCUGGCGCAAGGUGUGGCGCGUGUACCAGCGCGGCAUCGAGUCCUGGCUGGCGGAGAUGUUGCAGCCGGUGCUGGACGGCGUGGUUACCGACUCCCCGGUCCCCGCCAUGCUCAAGCGCAUCCGCAUCAUGGAGGUGAACCUGGAUCACGAGGCCCCCUACUUCUCCAACAUGAGGCGCCGCUCCUCCCGCAAGGCAAGCCUGGGAGGCAGGCGCCCAGACAUAUGGGGGUGGGAUUCAAAAGGGGACUCUGAUCUGUCGGGGGUCGUAGACCUGCGGUACACCGGCGGUGCCCAGGUCGUGCUGGCGCUGGAGGUCGGCCAGGGCCGCUGGAAGGCCAAGAUCCCGGUGCUGGUGUCUGACCUGGACGUGGAGGCCACCGUGUGGCUCAAGCUGCGGCUGGCCCCCAUGGCGCCCUACAUCGGCGCGGUGUCCUUUGCCUUCGUGGGGCCGCCCGCCAUCAAGAUCCAGCUGGCGCCCUACGGCCGCGUGCGCCUCAUGAACAUCCCCGUCCUCCAGCCCAUCCUGUCGCGGCUGCUGACGGUGGCGCUGCCGGGCCUCAUGACUCUGCCCCAGCGCCUGGACAUCGACGUCCCCCCCGCUGUGACCGCGAUCGCGGAGGCCGCGGUGGGGAGGGACGCCAUCAUGCGCGCCGCGGAUGCGCUGGAGCACGCGCUGCUGGCGGCGCUGCCGCUGGGGCCGCAGGGCGACGCUGGGGGUGUGUCCCUUCCCGAUUUCUUCACGGGGGAGCUGCAGGUGACGCUGGUGGAGGCGCGCGCCCUCCCCGUCUGGGGCUUCCCCUGGCAGAGCAACCCCUACUGCCGCCUGACGCUGGGCGGGCAGGCGGUGCAGUCCCGGCGGGACAGCGAGACGAGCCACGCGUCGCGCCACCGCGCGCCCGCCUGGAACCAGGAGUUCACCUUUCUGGUGGAGGACCCGCGCGUCCAGGUGCUGGAGAUCGUGGUCCGCGACUCGCCCAUCACGGGCAGGACGGAGGUGGGCAGGGUGGUCUUCCCCCUGGCCCGCCUGCCGAGCGAGGGGGUGCUCAAGGCCUGGCUGCCCGUGGUGACCGACGCCACAGGCAUGGCCGACGUUGGGCCCGGCGCCGGCGGGAAGUCCAGCGACGGGUCUGCAGACGAGGACGGUGCCCUUCCAGAUAAAGAACGCCCAGCGGCGCCGGGCCCAGGCCCCGACCCUCGGGGCGUCCCGUCGCUGCCGGCUUACGCCGGGCCCGCCGACGACCUACUUCCCAGCUCGAUGCAAAACGGCAGUGUUUCCGCCCCCGACUCCGCGCCGUCGCCGCGCGGGCUGCGCCAGCUGGCCGACGCGGCCUCCAGCGUGGAGGACCUGGUGCAGCUGCGGGGGGCGCUGCGCCUCCUGACCCAGGAGAUCGACGAGCUGGGCGGGUCGGGCACGGCGGGGUCCACGGGCGCGGCUGCGGAGCUGGUGGCCUCCGCGGAGCGCGAGGCCACGCAGGCGGUGCUGGCGGGGGACGUGGCGGGGGCGGUGCAGGCCCUACGCUUCGCCGCCCGCGCGGUGGAGACCACGCUGGCGCAGGCCGGCGCGCGCGGCAUGCAGGCCGGCGGCGAGGGGGGUGAUGGGCGGUGCGUUGAGACGGAGGGGUCGGACGCGGGCCGACGAGGUGUGGACGAGGAGGCCAACAGCUCGGGGCGGGAGCCGGAGUUCGAAGCUCUCCACUCUUCCCAGACGACCGAGUCAGACCAGCCUGUCCCCGCGUGGGUCGUCUUCUGGGCUCUGUCCGCCUCGGUCACGGCCAUCUACCUGGCCUUGCUCCUUCAGAACGCACAUCACUUGAAGUAG